Histoplasma mississippiense is the source of this 981-nucleotide messenger RNA. RefSeq lists its product with no specific name. The coding region runs from base 1 to 981 and encodes 326 amino acids. NCBI's taxonomy places the organism in Eukaryota, Fungi, Ascomycota, Eurotiomycetes, Onygenales, Ajellomycetaceae. The record is from RefSeq and is a predicted model, not a curated record. The transcript is spliced from 3 exons.
AUGGUCGUGACUUUGGGUUUUUUCCUUUGCGAUCUUUUUUAUAUUUUGUCUUCAGGGAUUGUGAAGAUCUCCUUCUGUUUGUCAUUAUUACGAGUAGUUGUCAUCGGACGAGCUUAUGUCUACACGAUAUACAUUGUAGCCGCAGUCACCGGCAUUUUCACAACUUUCUACUGGUUCUUCACCCUGUUUACUUGCUGGCCGGUGGACUUUUUAUGGGAGCAGAUCCGAAAUCCGGAUGGCGAAGGGACGUGCCGGCACUUUCGCGCAGUCAUCUCUGGAAGCUACGCACAUGGCUCAAUUGUUUGCCUGGGUGAUAUAACACUUGCAAUAGUGCCUGCCUUGAUUUUACGGAAAUUAAGCAUGAACUCCCGUACAAAGAUAUCUGCGAUGGUUCUACUUGGCUUUGGAGCAAUAGCAAGCGUUGCCACAAUAGCAAGAAUUACAUACAUCCACCACGGAUAUGAUCAACUGGAUUUUCUUUACACCAACGCUGAGAUAAUGAUUUGGUCCACAGUUGAGAUAGGGGUAAGCAUCAUAGCCGUGUCGGCUGUGACGCUGAAACCGCUGAUGAUGAAAUACACAAUCUUUUUCCACACUCGAAGCAACAACUCAGGCUCACCAGAACCACCAAGGCACAUCGAGAAUUUCACGUUCGGGAUUAGCACACUGCCGCAAAGUAACAUUCACGAUAAUCGAACACAUCAAUCCUCUGGUCCUACAAAAAUCAGCUCAUCUAUACUGAGGUCUAAUACCAUAAUUGGUAACGGGCGGUCAUCGUCGGAGGAAAUCAUCUGGGCAUCGAAGGGUGGUGGUCAUCAUUCGAUAAAUACUAGCGAGGAAAUCGAGGAGGAAUUCGAAUUGGUUUCAAGGGGAAAAGUAGAGUUUUCGACGUCAAUGACCCCAAAGGAGCAUGAUGACGACCCCAUGCAGAUCAACCAACAAGUGUUUACCGAGCAGCGUCCUUGUGCAAAUGGACGCUAA